Molecule: messenger RNA, 2547 nt
Organism: Zymoseptoria tritici IPO323
Lineage: Eukaryota; Fungi; Ascomycota; Dothideomycetes; Mycosphaerellales; Mycosphaerellaceae
Exons: 3
Coding region: 1-2547 (848 amino acids)
Source: RefSeq, a predicted model, not a curated record
AUGAACAUAUUUUGGCGCUGUCAUUCGUGCCGCUUCAUCAAACCCUACACUGAACGAUUGGUCAAGUACGACGGCUCUUCUCUAUCCAUGAUCAUCUGGGAUGAAGGAAGGAUUUACUUCUUUCUUCGAGAACCCUUGGAUCGUCAAAGUUUUGUGGCCGAGUCAGAAAUAUUUCCUAAUUGGGAAGUUACGGAGUCGACCAAUGAGGAUGCUCCCAAUGAGGACGCUCAACUGUUCGGCGAUUCACCCGCGGGCCUGCAAACGCAGGCCGCAUCGGGAAUGCGUUCAUUCACUCUGCGGAAACCUGGCCCAGUCUUGCGGCUUCCACGAAUUACGUUACCAUUUGCCGACUCCCAGAUACAACACUACAGUACAUGUCUCAGAACACUCGCCACGGCCUCUUCCACCAAGACGCAACUUCAGCAGCGUCGUGCUGGUGUCUCAGCGAUGUGCUCAUUAUGCAGCUCCCGUCUUCUCGCACAAAGGCAUUCUUCCACUCACUCACACAGCCCUGCUUGUCCGCCGCAACAAAGCAUUCACAAUGACCUUGUCACUUUCUACGACACAAACCACAAAGAAACGGAUCUUCCCUCAGCGCAUACAUUCAAGCAGUCACCAUACUCACGAAAAUUCGCUUCCUUCGUCUCAUCACUCUUCCUGCACAGCUUUUUGACUUCGAUACCGGCUAUUGAAUCUCCAAACAAGCUCUGCAUCAAGGAAGAUUCGAUCGAGACAGAACAAGCGCAGACCAUCACGAUGAGCACUCCAAGCAAACACCAGACCUUUUGUCACUGCUCAAAGUGUGUCACCGACAUGCAGAUCUCGCCGUUCAGCAUGGAGCCCGAGGUGACCGACUUCCGCCACCAGUCGCCGGACGACUUCGAUGCAUUGCACAACAUGUAUCUGUCCGAGUUGCAACCACACCCUCUGACUCGUUCGUCUGCUGUACGUAGAGCCAACCGUGAAGCAAUGGCUUACACCGAUGACGCCGAAGCGCUAACAGGACCUCAGACUAUGUCAUCAACGAAUAGGUCGUUCUCCAUCGUGCCCAGCGAUGAUGGGCUCGUUCGGCAAGAGGAUCAGGAUGUUACCCAGUCCAGACCCACCACCGCCCCUCAGGUUGCCAUGGCAUAUGAUGAAUCUCCACCGAUGCAUCCAGCAGACUUCUACCACACUAUGCGGCCGUUGACGAGUGAGCAGAAAGAUGACCUCCGCGGGGAGUCGAUCGCAAACUCGCAGCGUUCUUCCGGUCACAACAUCAAACGCUGGGUCAAAAAAGCCGAGAAGGUGAUGGAAAAGCUUGUGGCCAAAGAUGACAUUCCGAAUCAGUCUCAUCGUCCGUUUCCCUCGCCGAAGCCACUGAUCAUCCAGCAUGGUGAUCAACAAUUCACACAGCUCCAGCGCAAUGUCAGCCUGCAGACUGGUAAAGCGCACCCGGAUAUGCACAUCAUCUCCCGACAGGAGGCUUUGGCAAAGGAUCAGGCUCGCAAAGAUGCAUUUGAGCGUCUCAAUGGCAAAGCUCUCACAUCAAACCCCAACGCUCCUUUAGCUAAGCGCCAAGUUGGACAUCCUGAUCGGGGUACUGUGUGGGAGGACUUUGCGACAUAUGUCUCGCCGGAGAGCAGCAAACAAUCGGCAGCAGACACCGCAGUGCUGCCUCCAUCGCCCGCUCGCAUUCCUGCCCACUUCAACAACCUCACCCGCAAGCCGGUCCCUCUCCGUAUCCCGUCUCGUCAAGAUUCCAAAGACAGCGAGUUCGACGUUGAGCGCCGUGAUUCGAUCGACAGUCAAUUCUCCAAUAUGCUUCCGAUCAACGUCUUCAAGUCCAUGCCUCCGUCUCCGCGACAGGAAAUGCUUCGGAGACAGAUGAGGCUGCAGCGAAAGCCGGUCAACGAAGCACUACAUCGCGUGCAGACAAUGGAAGCAUCGAAGGCGUUCUACCGACCAGAACGACAAGUCGACGCGCAAUCUCAACACGGUUCAGUUCACACGGGAUUCACGUUUCCGGACACGCCGAGCGCAUCUCCGACUUCCUGGCCCGGAUCGCCCGCUCAGUUCACCAUUGCUCCAAAGAAGACGCGCAAAGCUCCUCCACCCCCACUCAAGCUCAAACCGGGUAAGGACUACUUCUUCACCUUUCCCGUCACCUACAGACUUCAGCCGGCUAUCGACCGCGCUUUGGCUGAGAAUCGACUGCACAGGGACGUCCCCCCGACCGAGCCGAUGCAACCUACCCCACCUCACCCGUCCGACUCAACUAGCGAUGAGAUCGAGGCGCUUCGCCUUCGUCUAGAUGAACCAUUCGAUGCAGACGACAACUCGCCGAUCGUGGACAUUCGCGAGCACGCCAAGCAUCGGAGUGUUAAGGUGCAGACGAGAGUCAAUGAGACGACGAUCGAGUCAAGGUACUGGAGGGAGCGGAGAGAUGAGAUGGACCCGGCGCAGAAGGUUUGGAGGGAUAUGGAGGUGGAGAUGAGGGGAGGAGAGACAAGUUCGGCCAAGUCGAAAGAUGGCAGAGUUCCUGGUAAGAAUGGAGGGUUCUUUUGA